UCAAGAAGAAAUCCAAGAUGAAGUACUGGCUCCAUACAAGCCAGAGAUUACAUCGUGCUUUGAACAGUUCAUUUAUUGAGGACAAAUGCCAGCCUAAGACAAAACGAGUAGAAAAGAGGUCCCAUGUAGGGAACAGCCAGCAUACUGUAUGGAACACAGCCAACCUGGGCAACUGUCACGCGAAAAAAUAUAUCUGCACUGAUGAAGGGCAGAAUGAGGUGACAGUUCAACAGCACCAAGACAUCCCCCUGCCCCAGACAAGGAGAGAGACUCCAGCUUCUUUAGCCACCAACGGGAAAGCUGAGUCCCUCAGUACUGGUAGGACCUCCGUGGUGCAAGAGCUUAUGGAGCUGGAGAAGCAGAUCGAAAUCAUCAAGCAGGAGCUGCAACUCGCCAUGGACAGGAAAUCGGAGCUGGAAGAGUAUCAGAGAAUGAACAGGACUGCAGAGCUCUAGACAGCAUACCUGGGUCUUUCCCUCUUUUCUUCCUUUCUCCCCUUCCUCUGUAAAAUUUGUAACACACUUUUGUAAUGCCAGAAAGAGGUGCAAAAAUAAAGCAGGCAAUGUGCUCCUCGCAAGGGCAGAAUUGCAGCAGCCCACAGCCACUGCCACUCUCCAGAGUCCUUCUCCUUUCAUAACAAGUUUCUCAUUCUCCUGGCAAACAUCGGCCAUUCCCAAGGGACUGGAGAAACAAGGAGCUCCCAGACACCGGGAGUUCCUCGUUCCUCUACUUGAGAGUACAGUGAGGUU
Messenger RNA from Mesitornis unicolor (brown roatelo), 749 nucleotides. Its product is annotated as glutamate receptor ionotropic, NMDA 3A-like. The transcript is spliced from 3 exons. The coding region runs from base 18 to 455 and encodes 145 amino acids. Lineage: Eukaryota; Metazoa; Chordata; Aves; Mesitornithiformes; Mesitornithidae. The record is from RefSeq and is a predicted model, not a curated record.